This is a messenger RNA of Gracilinanus agilis (Agile Gracile Mouse Opossum), 651 nucleotides long. Its product is annotated as dnaJ homolog subfamily B member 6-like. Gene Ontology annotation, biological process: protein refolding; positive regulation of proteasomal ubiquitin-dependent protein catabolic process. Gene Ontology annotation, cellular component: cytosol; endoplasmic reticulum membrane. NCBI's taxonomy places the organism in Eukaryota, Metazoa, Chordata, Mammalia, Didelphimorphia, Didelphidae. Gene Ontology annotation, molecular function: Hsp70 protein binding; ATPase activator activity. The coding region runs from base 1 to 651 and encodes 216 amino acids. The record is from RefSeq and is a predicted model, not a curated record. The transcript has a single exon.
AUGGUGAAUUAUUAUAAAGUUCUAGGAGUGCCUCGGAAUGCCUCGCCAGCUGACAUUAAGAAGGCUUACCACCAGCUGGCCUUGCAGGUUCACCCUGACAAGAACCCAGAGAAUAGGGAAGCGGCAGAGAAGAAGUUCAAGCAAGUGGCCGAGGCCUACGAGGUCUUGUCCGACGCCAGGAAACGCGAUGACUAUGACACUUCCAGAGGGAGCUAUAUCAGGAGAGAAGAGAAGGGUGACAACAGCCGAGAGACGAGCCAGCUGGAAGAUCUGACGUUCCACAUGCCCCGCAGCGCCUUCCAGGACAUUUUUGACGACGAUGACCUCUUUUCGAGGGAUUUUUUGUCGACGGGCCACAUGAGCUGCCCCGGGAGCCGGCGUAGGCCCCGACCCAGGGGGAGGUAUCACACUUCUCUUUUUGAUGUGGCCCCCGUCCUGGGCACAGGGUUCUCCACCUUUGUCUCCCUGGGUUCAGGAAGAAGCACGGGCUCUACUUGGUCCUUCGUGCCAUUUGUGAGCAGCAGCAUGGGAAACUUCAGACUCGUCACCACCUGCAGUCAGAUAGUAAAUGGCAGAAGAAUCGUUACAAAGAAAAUAUUUGAGAAUGGGAGAGAGAGGAUCGAAGUGGAAGAAGAGAGGAUGAUCCAGUAG